Messenger RNA from Microtus oregoni (creeping vole), 3344 nucleotides. It is a transcript of the gene Rhobtb3, whose product is annotated as Rho related BTB domain containing 3. Gene Ontology annotation, molecular function: GTP binding; GTPase activity; ubiquitin protein ligase binding. Lineage: Eukaryota; Metazoa; Chordata; Mammalia; Rodentia; Cricetidae. The record is from RefSeq and is a predicted model, not a curated record. Gene Ontology annotation, cellular component: cytoplasm. Gene Ontology annotation, biological process: proteasome-mediated ubiquitin-dependent protein catabolic process; regulation of proteolysis. The transcript is spliced from 12 exons. Bases 627 to 2462 code for a protein of 611 amino acids.
CUCUUUCUGCAGCUUCAUGAAUGUUGCCUUUAUUUUUUUUUUUUCUUCGCAAAUAGGAUUUUACAAAACCGCUGUAGAACAUGUUGACCACUGACAAAACGAUAACACACUUUCGGUGAGGGCCAGCGUGGACACAGGACCGCGGGAUCGGCAAGGGGCUGCCCCCUAGCCCGGCUCUCCUCUGGUCCCCGGCGGGGCCAGGCUGCCCCUCCCCCGCUCCCGGCUCGGGUUUCAGUCUUCCGAGUUGAGCAAACUUGCUGCAGGCGGAUUGGCGGCGAGCAGCUCCCGGGCUCCGGCGUCGUCCGCGCGACCACCGCUCCUUUGUGUCCCGCGGCCGCCGCCCGGGCACAGCGAGGAGGGCUCGGCGGGCAGCUCGCUCCCCUGCGCGGCGGACUCCCGGCGGGGGGACACGUGCUGGGCCGGGUCACCGCGGGGCGGAGGCGGAGCCGGGGCGGAGGCGCGGCGACCAGGGGCGGCGACCGGGGAUCCGCAGCGCUGCCCGCGCCCCCGCUGGCCGCCCGCGCCGGGCCGGCUCUGUCUGUCGGCAGCACCGCGGUGCAGGCGCGCGAGGGCCGCGACCGGGGAUGAGCUGCCUGCGGUGAGAAGCCGCCCUGCCAGCCGCGAUCAUGUCCAUCCACAUCGUGGCGCUGGGGAACGAGGGCGACACGUUCCACCAGGAUAACCGGCCGUCGGGGCUCAUCCGCACCUACCUGGGGAGAAGCCCGCUGGUUUCGGGGGACGAGAGCAGCUUGUUGCUGAACGCGGCCAGCACGGUCGCGCGCCCGGUGUUCACCGAGUACCAGGCCAGUGCGUUCGGGAACGUCAAGCUGGUGGUGCACGACUGUCCCGUCUGGGACAUUUUUGACAGUGAUUGGUACACCUCCCGAAACCUAAUUGGGGGUGCUGACAUCGUUGUGAUAAAAUACAAUGUAAAUGACAAGUUUUCAUUCCACGAAGUAAAGGAUAAUUAUAUUCCAGUGAUUAAACGAGCAUCAAACUCAGUUCCAGUGAUCAUUGCAGCUGUUGGGACCAGGCAACAUGAAGAAUUACCUUGUACAUGCCCCCUGUGUACCUCAGACCGAGGGAGCUGUGUUAGUACCACAGAAGGGAUCCAACUUGCCAAAGAACUGGGAGCUACCUACCUGGAGCUGCACAGCCUUGAUGACUUCUACAUCGGAAAGUAUUUCGGAGGAGUGUUGGAGUAUUUUAUGAUUCAAGCCUUAAAUCAGAAGACAAGUGAAAAAAUGAGGAAAAGGAAAAUGACCAACUCCUUUCACGGAAUUAGACCGCCUCAACUUGAACAGCCAGAAAAGAUGCCUGUCUUGAAAGCCGAGGCAUCGCACUACCACUCCGACUUGAACAACUUGCUGUCCUGCUGCCAGUGUGUGGACGUGGUGUUUUACCACCCGGAAGUGACGGGCGUCGCGCAGGCCCACAAGAUUGUUCUCUGCGCUGUGAGCCACGUUUUCAUGCUGCUGUUCAAUGUGAAGAGCCCUACCGACAUUCAGGAUCCCAGCAUCGUCCGGAUGACCCGGGACCUCUUCGCCAUCAACAGAGAUGCUGUGCGUCCAGGUGCUAGCCAGGAAUCUCCCAGCAACCCGCCCCUGCGAGUCGUCGUGAAGGACGCGCUCUUCUGCUCGUGUUUGUCCGAUAUUCUGCGCUUCAUUUAUUCAGGUGCUUUUCAGUGGGAAGAGCUGGAAGAAGACAUCAGGAGGAAGCUGAACGACUCAGGGGAUGUUUCAGAUGUAAUCGAGAAAGUGAAAUGCCUUUUAAAAACACCAGGAAAGAUCAAUUGCCUGCGGAAUUGCAAGACCUACCAAGCCAGAAAGCCUCUGUGGUUCUAUAAUACAUCGCUCAAGUUUUUCCUCAAUAAACCAAUGCUUGCUGAUGUUGUCUUCGAAAUACAAGGAACAGCUGUGCCAGCCCACAGGGCCAUCUUGGUGGCACGGUGUGAGGUGAUGGCAGCCAUGUUUAAUGGUAAUUACAUGGAAGCCAAGAGUGUCCUGAUUCCAGUGUACGGCGUUUCCAAAGAGACUUUCUUGUCGUUUUUAGAAUACUUAUACACAGACUCUUGUUGCCCAGCUGGCAUUUUCCAGGCCAUGUGUCUCCUCAUCUGUGCUGAGAUGUACCAGGUCUCCAGACUGCAGCACAUCUGUGAGCUGUUCAUCAUCACACAGCUGCAGAGCAUGCCCAGCAGGGAGCUGGCGUCCAUGAACCUUGAUAUUGUGGAUCUGCUCAAAAAGGCCAAGUUUCACCACUCUGACUGCCUUUCCACGUGGCUGCUUCACUUCAUCGCCACCAACUACCUCAUAUUCAGCCAGAAGCCUGAAUUUCAAGACCUUUCAGUGGAAGAACGAAGUUUUGUUGAGAAGCACAGAUGGCCAUCAAACAUAUACUUGAAGCAGCUGGCAGAGUACAGGAAGUAUAUCCACUCCCGGAAAUGUCGCUGUUUAGUCAUGUGACCUGAGCUUUUGUGUAUAGACAUACUUUUUUACUGUUAUGAAGAAUGGGUACCUCUGGGUUCCAGUAAAAUUCUUAUAAUUGAAUCAGUAUGGUAUUUUAAAAACACCAUAUAGCUUCUUAUUAGCUUUGAAGGCUGCAGAGGUCUUAAAAGGGAGCACAGACUUUAAGGCUUCGCCCAGAACAUAAAUCUCCUGGACAGUGGCUUCUCCUCUAGGUUGCCCCGUUGCUUUAAUAGCAUUAAACCUCUCCUCAUUAAGAGAUGUUUAAUUUUAAAAAUAUCAUCAAGGAUAAAUACAAAAAUUUCAUCAUGUCUGACUGAUUGCUAAAAUAAGGGCCAUUUAAAAGCCAAGUGUAACUGAAUUUGGAGGAGUGCUGUCCAGUGCAGCGUGAAGUUUUAGGAAUAGGAAUUUGCCAUCCAUCAGUCACACACCAGCUGGUUCCAGUUCAGUAGGCGUGUUUGAAUCGAUAUAAUGAAGAACAUCUGCCCAUCUGGUCCAUGCAACCACAUCUGCUUGCCGAUUGGCUAACCCAGUCAGGGCUAGCAGUUACUGCUGUGCAACCUUCUGGAUUCUGCAGCUCCCACAAACCCAGUCAGGGCAAGCAGUUAUUGCUGUGCAACCUUCUGGAUUCUGCAGCUCCCACACUUAGAAAGGCCUGGCACUUGUUUAGGCUCUGCUAGUACACUGUUGAAUUCCUAAAAAUGUUUGAAAGAAGGCUUCCAUAUUUUCACUUUGCACUGGCUCCCCAAAAUUCCUAUUGAGGGAAAAUGCUCGCUCUCUCUCUCUCUCUCUCUCUCUCUCUCUCUCUCUCUCUCCCUCUUUCUCUACAGGGUUUCUCUGUGUAACAGCCCUGGCUAUCCUAGAACUUGCUUUGUAGAUUAG